This is a messenger RNA of Serinus canaria (Common canary), 3268 nucleotides long. It is a transcript of the gene PYROXD2, whose product is annotated as pyridine nucleotide-disulphide oxidoreductase domain 2. The transcript has 15 exons. NCBI's taxonomy places the organism in Eukaryota, Metazoa, Chordata, Aves, Passeriformes, Fringillidae. Gene Ontology annotation, molecular function: oxidoreductase activity. The record is from RefSeq and is a predicted model, not a curated record. The coding region runs from base 1107 to 2951 and encodes 614 amino acids.
UCCCCAUGUUUUUCACUGCCUCCCAGCAGCCUCUGGGGACUGACAGAGAGUGGGGCCGAGAGGCUGCUGGCAAAUCACUGUCUUGCUCAAAAGUGCAUUUCCAGAGCAAGAUUUAUAACGUUAGCUUGGCACUGCUGCCAGGCUUUGGCCAGAGAUCAAGAUAGUGUAGCCAAACCUGAGUGGAGCAGUGGUGUAGGGUGCUGCCCCCUCACCCCCAAAUGUGGGGUGCAGGGCCCUCAGAGGUUUGGCAGGUGCUGGGGAGCUGCAGCCCAUCCUGCACCACCUUCUCCACACCCAGGCACCAGUUAGCCACAGCUCUGAGCUUAGCUGGGAACAGAGAGUAAACCCUUAAAUCCUGAGGCAUCUUAUGUGUUUCCCAGGCACGUCUGGGCUCAGUGCACUCCAAACCUCAAGUACAGCUGGGAAUGGGGCCAACCCCAAGGCACUCACGUAGCCAGUGCCCCUUGUUGUUCCCAUGCCACUCGCUGGAGCUGGAGACAGCAAUUCAGGGAGAACUGGACCAUGACAGGGCCUUUGCCCCAUCCUGCUGAGCAGGAAUUUGCCCUGCUGAGCAAUAGUUCUGGAUUCAAAGCCAUGCUCAUUCCCAAACUGCCCCUUUUCCUGCUGCUUCCAGGGCUGUGCUUGGGGCUGUGGAGGGGCCAAACUCCGUCUGUCCUGCCGUGCUUGGCCCAUCACCGCAGCCACGUGUCUCUGGGUCAUCCCUGGAGUACAACAGGAGCUGAGGGAGGGGGCUCUCAGGCCCCCGCCUGCCUGCUCAGCACCUUCCUGGAGUACAGCCUGGGGAGCUCCUGGCACCCUGCUGAGCCCCAGGCAGGAUGUGACCCCUUCUCAGCCCUGGGGCUCGUCUCCGGCCCCGUUGCAAGCCCCCAGCUAAACUGCGCCGGGUCCGCAUCUCGCUGGGGGCAGCAGCAGCCGGGCAGCAGCAGCGGGUGCCCCCGUCCUGAGCAACCUCUCCGCCUCCUCAAGGCGUUCCCUGCCCCGGCCCCCCGGCCCCUCCCUGUGCCCGGAAGCACAAAAAGUUCCGCCGUGGAAGCAAAGUCCAGGCUGCCGGACAGUGGUCAGCCGUGGCCGGGCGCUGCGGGACGAUGGCAGCCGGGCUCCGGGGAGCGCUCAGUCUGCUCUGCUCGUCCCGCUGGCCGCAGGGCUGGAGUCUGUCCCUGGGGCCGUCAGGAGCGCGUUUGGCCCAUGCCGGGGCUGCAGCCCAGCUGCAGCAGGAAUACGACGCGGUGGUGAUCGGGGCAGGGCACAACGGGCUGGUGGCAGCUGCCUACCUGCAGCAGGCAGGGCUGCGCACGGCUGUGCUGGAGAAGCGUCACGUGCUGGGCGGCGCGGCCGUCACCGAGGAGAUUGUGCCAGGUACCCCUGCGUGCCUCUUGUCCCCCGGCCCUGGCCAGUCCUGGUGGUGGACAUUCCCCACUACCCCACAUGUUCCAGGGUUCAAGUUCUCCCGGGCAUCAUAUCUGCUCAGCCUGCUGCGACCACAAAUCUAUGCUGAUCUGGAGCUGCAGCGGCACGGUCUGAGGGUGCUCCCACGCGACCCCUACUCCUUCACCCCACUGCUGGAGGACAGGAGCCCUCCUCGCUCCCUGCUGCUGGGACAUGACAUGGCCCAGACUCAGCAGCAGAUUGCUCAGUUCUCCCAGAAGGAUGCCCAGGCCUACCCUAAGUAUGAGGCGUUCAUGAGGCGCAUGGUGUUAGCCCUUGACCCACUGCUGGAUGCCCCUCCAGUGGAUACCGCUGCCCUGGGAAAGGGUUCCCUGCUCCAGCAACUCAGGAACCUGCAAACCCUGAAGCCCUUGCUGCAGGCAGGGCUGGCACUGGGGCAGCAGCUGCCCCUCUAUUAUGAGGUGCUCACAGCUCCCAUCUCCAAGAUCCUGGAUCACUGGUUUGAAUCAGAACCCUUGAAGGCAACUCUGGCUACUGAUGCUGUGAUUGGAGCCAUGGCCAGCCCACACACCCCUGGCAGUGGGUAUGUGCUGUUGCACCAUGUCAUGGGGGAGCUGGAGGGACGGCGGGGGGCCUGGGGCUACGUGGCAGGCGGGAUGGGAGCCCUGUCCCAAGCCAUCGCCCAGGCAGCGACUGCCCGGGGAGCCCACAUCUUUGCUGAGAAGGCAGUGUGCCACGUGCUGCUGGGCAGGGCCGGGGAGGCGCAGGGUGUCGUGCUGGAGGAUGGGACAGAGGUGAGGAGCAAACUGGUGCUGUCCAAUGCCUCCCCCCAAAUCACCUUUCUGGAACUCAUUCCUCAGGAGCAGCUGCCCAAGGAUUUUGUCCAGCGGAUCCGGCAGCUUGACACACGCUCCCCUGUCACCAAGAUCAAUGUGGCAGUGGAUCGGCUGCCCAGCUUCCUGGCUGCCCCCAAUGCCCGCGACGGCCAGCCCCUGCCCCACCACCAGUGCUCCAUACACCUCAACUGCGAGGGCACUCAGCUCCUGCAUCAGGCAUUCACUGAGGCUGCCCACGGGCACCCCUCCAGCAGGCCCAUGAUUGAGCUGUGCAUUCCCUCAGUGCUGGACCCGGGGCUGGCCCCGCCAGGCUGCCAUGUCGUGUCCCUCUUCACGCAGUACACCCCCUCCGUGCUGGCGGGCGGGCGGUCCUGGGACGAGCAGGCCAGAAAUGCAUAUGCAGACACGGUGUUUGACUGCAUCGAAGACUAUGCCCCAGGCUUCAAGGCAUCUGUCAUUGGCAGGGACAUCCUGACACCACCAGACCUGGAGAGGAUCUUUGGGCUGCCUGGUGGAAACAUCUUCCAUGGAGGGAUGUCUCUGGACCAGCUGUACUUUGCCCGGCCAGUGCCAUCCUACUCUGGCUACCGGUCCCCAGUUCCUGGCCUGUAUCUCUGUGGAAGUGGAGCCCACCCUGGAGGAGGAGUGAUGGGAGCAGCAGGACGCAAUGCCGCCCAGGUGGCUAUCAAGGAUUUCAGGCACCUCUGAUGAGAUUGGUGAAACUGACUUCACCAACAGAGGGUUGCAACAGCAGCAUUCCCUACUGAUGCCAUGCAGAACCCUGCCCAUCCCCAACUUGAUUCCCCAGCACCUCAGGGCAGCAGCAUCUCCUGAGAGCUAGGUGUAGGCUGGCAGGGUCCCCUGUGCUCCCAGCUGCUACUGUCACCUUGAACAGAUGGCUGCUCCCAGCCUGCCACAACCCAGCCUUGCUCCAGUGGCUCCUGGAUCCUGAAUGACCAUGGCAAGCCUUACUCAGCCCCUGCCUGUGCCCAUGGAAAUAAACCCUGGCCCAGGCUCUGCCAUGA